AUGAGUGGCCCAUCAUCAUUUGAGCCAUCGAAAGCCCAGCUACGACAUGACCCUAUAUACUACGUGAAGCCGGCAACCGAGGACAGAGAUAAACUAAAAAGAUGCAUGGAUAUACUCGAACAUCAAGAGAUACGUCAAUGUUUUCGUGAGUUGGAGGACGAACCGGGAGCUGAUGAACCCACUAUUGAGAAUGCCAUCGCCCGCAAAAAGGCUCUGCUGAUCGACGGUAUCACGGUCGAUGCGAGCCUGCAUGAUCUGGUCUGUGUGUUCGUCGACAUACCCAAGAGACGCCCUCUCAAAGCCCGCCGAUGUCUCCUUGAUUCUAAAGAGGAACUGCAGAUAAAACUUGAUGCUGCAGAGCACCAUGGGCAGCCCGUUGAUGCGCUCAUUCCAACUGAGCCAGUUGAGGAUGGGUCUGUGAGGAUUAGUUACAAUUUUUACACCAAGGCGGACAACGGUAGAAUGGUGUAUGAGGAACUACUGUAUCUUGUCGAUGUAUACCUCGAGAAUAGGUUGAUUGAUUCAGAUCUGCCAGUGAUCCUCGGUAAAGGACUCCGGGUGGCCCAGACUGAGCCUGCAUUGUGGCGAUUAGACCGUGGUUAUGUCUACGACAGGAACCCGCUAGGUGUGUCAAAAGAAACCUUUUCUCCGGCUUGGAGCAGAGCAAUAGAACGAGAAAGAACACGAGGAUAG
Aspergillus bombycis is the source of this 693-nucleotide messenger RNA. RefSeq lists its product as uncharacterized. The record is from RefSeq and is a predicted model, not a curated record. NCBI's taxonomy places the organism in Eukaryota, Fungi, Ascomycota, Eurotiomycetes, Eurotiales, Aspergillaceae. The transcript has a single exon. Bases 1 to 693 code for a protein of 230 amino acids.